CUUCUCUCGCCCUGCCGCCAGUCCUCCUCAAAACUCUUGCGCUCCCACUUCCACGUAGCGCUUCUAGAGUUCUUCUCCUUUUCUUGCUGUUCGAUAGCUGGUCUCGUCACACUAUUCAACAGUGAUUACUGUAUUUCGUCUUUCUUUUUCGUCUUUCGAUCUUGUCUGCUUUGCUUUAACUACAUCACUGUGCGGAUUUUUCGUUUCCAGGCCUACUACUAUCGACUGGCUCGAGAAGUUCGACUUACACGAUCAAGCCCGCACAUAAUACCCCCCCUCCGCCCUCCCUACUACCUCAACCCCAAUAUAAAAUAAAAACCAGAAAUACCAAGAAGCUAGCUAUAGCUCCCAAUGUCCAACAUGGACAACCAAGGCUUCAACUUCAAUGAGAAGAAGCGGCCCGCCGCUCUCAACCUCACACACACCCGCACAGGAACUUCUUCAAGCUCAUCAUCAGAGAGCUCACUGAAGGUUCCGCGGACGCCUCGCUUCGCCGAAGCCACGUCCGUCCACUCCCCAGUCGACGACGACAAGAUUUCACCCUUUGCCGACCCGGUCCCUGAAGCUUCAGAGUCCCAGCCCAGCGAUGUCGGCUUUGGCUACAUCGGCAGCACCUCCAACCGGGAGUCAAUCCCCAUGCCGCCAAAGUCCCCUCUCAAGAGCGCCAUGAAGGUGCCCGGCACGCCAGCCAGAACGAUGCACAUUCUCAGCCCUACGUUCCGCGAGGAGGCGAUCCUGGAGAAGCGCGAACUCGAGACAGAGAAGGAGCAGGCUAGGGAUCUGAAACACAAGGUCCGCGUCCGUAUGGCCAAGUUUGCCCUUCGUAGCGUCCAUUUCAGCUGCUCUCUCAUCAUCCUCGCUAUGCUCUCCUCAUCCUUUGCCAUCUUCAACGCCACCAAGAACCUCCCUUCGCAGAGCUCAAUGCCUUCAUGGGCCAACGGAACCGAUCCCUGGGCACAGAAGCUCGUCCUCUCCAUGGCCUGUCUCUCUCUCGCAAUCUCCAUCGUCGUCUUUAUCGCUUACUGUCGCGGAGGACAUCGCCGCGCUGAAAAGGUCGGCACAUACUACACCAUGUUUGCUAUCGGAUGGUUCAUCGUCAGCUUGAUUCUUUGGGUCCUUGCAGCCGCCGUCUUCUCCAACUCCAAGAACAACGGCAACAACAAGGACAUGUGGGGAUGGUCUUGCGUCCAAAACACCCGAGCCGUCGUCUUCUCUGACAAAGUCAAGUACAGCUUGGUCUGCCGUCUCCAGAACUGGUCCCUCAUCUGCAUCAUCAUCGAGGUCGUCAUCGAGGUCAUCAGCAUCCUGCUCUACAGCAUCGUCUUCUACCGAUACUACUCCAAGCGCCGCCUGCACAAGUCCAUGGACGUCCGAGACCGAGCCCGCUCCGACCUCUAUCUCGCCCAGCUUCGCUCCCAGUCCGCUCCCAACACUCCUGGCUUCCCUCGCUCUCCUAGCUUUGGAGGCGCUCCCAUGACUCCUGCCAUGUUCCCGCCCAAGUCUCCCGCUCUGAGCCAGUAUGCCUUGUCGCCUCGCCACGCUCCGGCCAACUUUGGCAGCCUCUCCAGCAUCAACGAGAAGAGCACCUUUACCCCUGGUGUUCAAGUCAUCGCUGAGCCUCCAUCGGCGUUCGCGCCGCCUCCAGCUGCGUUCAAGCUGCAGGCUCCCCCCACCAAGGCUCCUUCGGCUACGCCCAAGACUCAGAGCCCUCUGACACAGGCAGCACCGCCGCUGCCAUUUGCCUCGUCCUCUCAGGCACCUCCUCCCCCGUCAGAAAACGUUCAAGAGCACGGCCCUGUUGCUGCAAACGAGCCAACAUAUGAUGCUGUGCCCAUCCCUGGCGCAUACGCCGCAGGUCCUGCAUCAUAUGGGCAGGCGAUGUAAAGUGAUACUUGACACACACAUACACACACACACACACACACACACAAAAAAAAAAAAAG
Molecule: messenger RNA, 1943 nt
Organism: Trichoderma asperellum CBS 433.97
Lineage: Eukaryota; Fungi; Ascomycota; Sordariomycetes; Hypocreales; Hypocreaceae
Source: RefSeq, a predicted model, not a curated record